Molecule: messenger RNA, 513 nt
Organism: Brassica oleracea var. oleracea
Lineage: Eukaryota; Viridiplantae; Streptophyta; Magnoliopsida; Brassicales; Brassicaceae
Product: zinc finger protein KNUCKLES-like
Exons: 1
Coding region: 1-513 (170 amino acids)
Biological process (GO): negative regulation of abscisic acid-activated signaling pathway
Source: RefSeq, a predicted model, not a curated record
AUGGCAGAGCCACCACCGUCGGCUUUCCACCAGUACGUAGGUCCUCCACCAAAACACCGACCGUCAUCAUCGAGCAGAAAACACUCAUUCCGGCCCGGAGCUCAACAACAUCCCAACAUCCACCGUCUCUUCCCGUGUCAGUACUGUCCACGCAAGUUCUACACCUCCCAAGCUCUCGGCGGUCACCAAAACGCCCACAAACGCGAACGCGCCGCCGCUCGACGCAACCUCGGCGUUGUUGCUCAUGCUCCAUCCGUCAUCGACGACCACGACGACGACGCCACUUUCCUCCGUUCCUCCUACCAGUGUAACUACUACUACCCUAACCCACCUCAAGGAUCCACUAUGACCAUCGGAAUACCGGAUCAACAGACGGCGAUGGUGAUGGGUGGGUACGUCGAUCCGUAUCCGUAUCCGUAUCCGUAUCCGUUUGCGUACCCAUUCGGAUUUUCCGGCGAUAUUGGUGGCGUGGAGGAAGAGGAGCCAGAGCUGGAUCUCUCUCUCCGUCUAUGA